AUGUUUAAGAUAACAACUUUAACCUUACUGGUUGUUAAAAUUGCGUGUAUCAUUUCACAAAACUGUUCUCCCAAGAUUUAUAACAUCAUUAGAAGAGAAAGUUCCCAUUUACCUUCAGAUAAAAUCGUAUCAAGUCAUACUAUUAAAUCUGGGGCUGUCGUGAUAGAAUGUCACAAGUUCUGCAAAAACGAACCGAAAUGUGUUGGAUUCAACUACAGAAUCACGAAAGACGUCCUGAACUGUCAGCUGACCAACAUCACUGGAAAAAGAGAUCACGCGACGUCGAAAGGAGAAUGGAUACUAAUGGAAGAUGUUGAAGCGGCGAAGAAUGAUAAGGAAGAGAGGCGAAAAAAUGUGGAUUCAGCUACCAGCUGCGCCCAGCAUUAUAAUCUGGGGGCGAGGAAAGAUGGUGUUUAUACCAUUCAUCCUGAUGGCCUGGGAUCGUUCCAAGUCUUGUGUAAUAUGAGCAUGGACGGGGGAGGCUGGACCGUGUUUCAAAGAAGACAAGAUGGAAGUCAAAAUUUCUACUUUGGAUGGUCAGACUAUGAAAAAGGCUUUGGUAAUUUGAGUGGCGAGUUCUGGUUGGGCCUUGACAAAAUACAUCGUUUGUCCAAAUCUGCCCAAAAUGUUCUAAGAGUUGAUUUGAUGGAUUUCAAUGGCACUGAACGUUACGCUAAAUAUGGGACGUUUAGUGUGGCUGAUGAAUCAGACAAAUACAGAUUGAAUAUUGGCAAUUAUUCAGGUGACGCAGGUGAUUCCCUUGCUUAUCACAAUCAAAUGCAGUUCACUACCAAGGAUAGCGACAAUGAUGCUCGAAGUUAUGAGAAUUGUGCUACGAGAUUCAAAGGAGCUUGGUGGCACCACAGCUGUUAUUAUUCUAACCUCAAUGGCUUGUACCUGGGUGCAGGUCAGACCAGUAACAGCGGAAUAAGAUGGAAGAGUUGGCACUCUUAUCCCAGGAAAAAGACAGAGAUGAAAAUUCGUCCAAACCAGUUCUAAGAAAAGGACGAGCUUUAGCAGGGACAUCAUAAACAUAUUUACU
Messenger RNA from Dendronephthya gigantea, 1042 nucleotides. RefSeq names its product ficolin-2-like. The coding region runs from base 1 to 999 and encodes 332 amino acids. The record is from RefSeq and is a predicted model, not a curated record. The transcript has 5 exons. NCBI's taxonomy places the organism in Eukaryota, Metazoa, Cnidaria, Anthozoa, Malacalcyonacea, Nephtheidae.